UACCAAAAAGAGACAACAUCGAAAAUGGGAUUAUCUUUUUCAUGCCCACUUAGUGAUUUUGAUGAUUUGGAUAAACGUUUUGAAGCUGUUCUUGUAAGAUCUCUCAGUCUUGGGUCUGGAGAUGUAAGAACUGCUUUGAGGACGUUGAGUUUCAACGGUCAUGAUUCAAAACCAACAAGAAUGAAAACAUGUGCUUCCGAGGAAAUGAUAUUUGGAAGAUCCCUUGGCUUUGAAGAAGAGAGGCAACUCGAGACCAUGUUGUCAUUCAAGACUCCCACCGCAUCCAUGGAAGAUCAAGUAUUUGCCAGACUUAUGAGCUCCAACAAUUGGGAUAUUAGCGACGAGUUAAGGACACUUAAUAGCAUGCGCAAGAGAAAUUCUCAUCUAGAAAUAUCUAUAGAAGACCAUCACAGACACAAUGCUGCUCUAAAGUUACAGAAAGUGUACAAGAGUUUCAGAACUAGAAGACAACUCGCUGAUUGUGCGGUUCUUGUUGAGCAAAGAUGGUGGAAGUUGUUAGAUUUUGCUGAACUUAAGCGAAGCUCUAUCUCAUUUUUCGACAUUGAGAAACCUGAGACUGCGAUUUCACGCUGGUCUAGAGCUAGAACAAGAGCUGCCAAGGUGGGAAAAGGCUUAUCUAAGGAUGAGAAAGCUAGGAAACUUGCGUUACAACAUUGGCUUGAAGCAAUUGAUCCUCGCCAUCGAUACGGUCAUAAUCUGCAAUUUUAUUAUGUUGCUUGGCUCCAUUGUGACAGCAGACAACCAUUUUUCUACUGGCUGGAUUUAGGAGAAGGAAAAGAAGUCAACCUUGAACACUGCCCUCGACACAAGCUUCAUCAACAAUGUAUCAAGUACCUUGGUCCAACUGAAAGGCAAGCCUAUGAAGUCAUAGUACAGGAUAAGAAGUUGGUCUACAAGCAGAGUGGGAAAAUUCUUGAUACCACACAGGGUCCCAAAGAUACAAAAUGGAUAUUUGUUCUAAGUACAUCCAAGACCUUGUACGUUGGUGAGAAGAACAAGGGCACAUUCCAGCAUUCAAGCUUUCUGGCUGGUGGAGCUACAUUAUCAGCUGGAAGAUUAGUUGUAGAAGACGGUAAUUUGAAGGCGGUUUGGCCUCACAGCGGACACUAUCUCCCAACGGAGGAAAAUUUUCAGGAGUUCAUGUCAUUCCUCGGGGAACACAAUAUAGACCUCACUAAUGUGCAGGUAAAGAUGCUAACUACUUACUUCUUAGUCCUAGAGUUCUUUCCAUACCUUCACAGACCUAUAAAAAGUCCAAUGGAAGACGAAGAAGAAGCUUUUACCAAAAUCAAUAAAAAACACGAAGAUAUUGAUGCGCAUAAUGGUAAAAACUCUGCUCAAGAGAAGGCAGAUUCAUCAGAUGCUAAGUAUAAUGCCAAAGGAAAUAACAAUCAACCCUUACCACGGUUGUUUGGAAGGGCACGCUCAAAGAUUGCAAGACUUGAAAUACCUAGUAGGGGUGAUGUGUAUGACAUUUUCAAGACAGAAAGGAUAGAUUCACAUAAAGGAAUGAAGUCAUACCAGCUAGCUCAGCAACUAUCUUCUAAAUGGUCAACAGGAGCAGGGCCACGUAUUAGCUGCAUGAGGGAUUAUCCUUCAGAGCUUCAGUUCCGGGUUCUGGAGCAGGCAAACUUGUCUCCAAAACGAAAAAAUGUUAACUUCUCUCCUCGAACCAAAUCCUGUUCCAGCCCGACUAGUGUCAUGACUCCACCUACAGUCCGUAGGCCAGUUACAACAAAGAGUCCACUUUCCAUGGAGCAAAGGGAAUCUUCUGAAAGGGCAACAAAGUAGGCCAUAUGUAGAUGAAGUAUAACACAUGGUUAAAUUUGUCC
This is a messenger RNA of Carica papaya (papaya), 1853 nucleotides long. Lineage: Eukaryota; Viridiplantae; Streptophyta; Magnoliopsida; Brassicales; Caricaceae. The record is from RefSeq and is a predicted model, not a curated record.